ACUACCGCCGUAAAACAAAAUAUCUUAUAAUCGAUCGCUAUCACACUUUGCCACAGAAAGCUCCUUGCUCAAAUACUUUUUUCUGUACCUGCUAUAUCAACGACUUCAAUAGAACCACGUGUGCUGAAAAAUGAGAUGUGCAUGAUCCAACGGUACAACACAACUCACCAAACUCGGCUGGCGCAAAGCCGCAGCAGCCGCCUAAAGAAUCUCUAAUAGCCACAACCGCAUCCUCCCCUUAACACGUGUCUUUUCUUGUACCGUCCAAAUUUAUGGGCCAACUUCUCAUCAAACUCUCUUGAAAGCUCCACGUAUGUCCACUAUUAUCGAAAAAUAAACGGCCUAUAAUAACCCACGUGGAACACGAGAUAUCAUAUUAGUUCUCUAAUCCAACGGACCUCAACACCUCCUCCUUCUCUCCAUCUCUCUCUGUCUGUCCUGCAGUCUUCUUCUCCAAUUCGCCGGCGAUUUUCUUCGUUUACCAAUUUACCCUUAUCCCGCCCACCUAUCCCCUUUGCAUCCUCUAAAUCCCUGGUAAAAGCGAGAUCUAAUUAGGUUUUUUUUUUUUCUUGAAUUUUGAUUUUAAUGGCGGAUUCAGACAAUGAAUCAGGAGGGCACAACAACAACGCCAACAGUGAGCUAUCUGCCCGUGAACAGGACAGGUUCUUGCCCAUCGCUAACGUUAGCAGAAUAAUGAAGAAAGCUCUGCCGGCGAACGCUAAGAUCUCCAAAGAUGCCAAAGAGACGGUGCAGGAGUGCGUGUCUGAAUUCAUCAGCUUUAUUACCGGAGAGGCUUCCGACAAGUGCCAGCGCGAAAAGAGGAAGACGAUCAACGGCGACGAUCUGCUUUGGGCCAUGACCACGCUAGGGUUUGAGGAGUACGUGGAGCCCUUGAAGAUUUAUUUGCAGAAAUAUAGGGAGAUGGAAGGGGAGAAGAGCUCCAUGGGCAGGCAAGGAGAGAAGGAUGGUGCUGGUGGGUCAGGUGGAGGUGGUGCCGCUGCUGGCGGAGGUGGGUCUGGUGGAGGGGUGAGUUCAGGCGGUGCUGGGGGAGCAGGAGGGUUUAAUGGUGGUGGUCAAGGGAUGUAUGGAGGGAUGAUGAUGAUGGGGCAUCAUCAAGGGCACGUGUACGGCACCGGUGGGUAUCAUCAUCAGAUGGGUGUCGGGAAAGGUGGCUCCGGCAACUCAAGGGUUGAUCUUCGGUUCUUCAAUCUUGACCCAAGGAUUAAGAAAUGUAGAAAAAUAAAUUAACGAUGAGAAAAAGAGUUCCAGUUGGGACCUACCAAGCGCGCCACAGUACAAGCAAAGGACCAGUCAUUUUGACUAGGUGUGGGCUGGCGGAAGACUUUGUCAAAGGCCGAGAAGAAAAGUGAUUAAAAAAGUAAUUAAAAGAGAGUGGGUGUCGUUUUCAAUAGAUAAUGCUCUAUUUAAUCAA
Messenger RNA from Hevea brasiliensis (rubber tree), 1432 nucleotides. RefSeq names its product nuclear transcription factor Y subunit B-3-like. Gene Ontology annotation, molecular function: RNA polymerase II cis-regulatory region sequence-specific DNA binding; DNA-binding transcription activator activity, RNA polymerase II-specific; protein heterodimerization activity. Lineage: Eukaryota; Viridiplantae; Streptophyta; Magnoliopsida; Malpighiales; Euphorbiaceae. The coding region runs from base 586 to 1248 and encodes 220 amino acids. The transcript is spliced from 2 exons. Gene Ontology annotation, cellular component: nucleus; CCAAT-binding factor complex. The record is from RefSeq and is a predicted model, not a curated record. Gene Ontology annotation, biological process: regulation of transcription by RNA polymerase II.